AUGACGGAGCCAGAAUUCCGCAUCCGUGAAGGAACCUCGGCCGACUCGGCAUCCGCAGCCGAGAUCUUCAUGGCAGCCUUCGGCAACGACUGGGCCAUCGCCAAAAUGCACCCCCACCGCCACGAACACCCAGACGACUGGCGCGCAUGGGCCUAUCGCUUCUUCUACGCGCGGUACUGGGGUCCGGAGCAACAAAUCUUCCAUGUCCUCACGAUCCCAGACGCAUCCUCCGCCUCGGGCGAACGUGUCGUGGCCUUUGCGUGGUGGCGCCGGCCGUACCCCACGCCCGCCGAGAAAGCGGCCCACGAGGGCUUCUUGACGCUCCGCGGCUGGCUCAAACCCGUCCUGCUCGGCCUGAACUCCCUGUCGGGCUACCUCUGGCCCCCGCGGUCUCAGGACCCGGCCAUGCUGGACGUGCUAGCCGACACGCACGUCGUCAGCGACCCCAUGAAGGACGACCCGGAGCACCCCAAGCGCAAGACGGGGUGGUACCUCUCGACGCUGGGGGUGUACCCCGAGUUUCAGGGUAAAGGGUACGGGUCGAUUCUCGUCAGGGAAGGGUUGAAGCGUGUUGACGAGGAGGGCGUGGCGGCGUGGCUCAUUGGGCUCGAGGGCGUCGAGCCGUUUUACGAGAGGUUAGGGUUCGAAGUCAAAGGGAAAGCAAACGUGGGUAGGUUGGCCGAUUGGAGAGGAGGUUCCAUCAUGUAUAGAGAAUGA
Messenger RNA from Colletotrichum truncatum, 717 nucleotides. RefSeq names its product GNAT family protein. The record is from RefSeq and is a predicted model, not a curated record. Gene Ontology annotation, molecular function: acyltransferase activity, transferring groups other than amino-acyl groups. NCBI's taxonomy places the organism in Eukaryota, Fungi, Ascomycota, Sordariomycetes, Glomerellales, Glomerellaceae.